Molecule: messenger RNA, 3320 nt
Organism: Pectinophora gossypiella (pink bollworm)
Lineage: Eukaryota; Metazoa; Arthropoda; Insecta; Lepidoptera; Gelechiidae
Exons: 8
Coding region: 235-1932 (565 amino acids)
Biological process (GO): long-chain fatty acid metabolic process; fatty-acyl-CoA biosynthetic process
Cellular component (GO): mitochondrion
Molecular function (GO): long-chain fatty acid-CoA ligase activity
Source: RefSeq, a predicted model, not a curated record
UUAUAGCUGAGCGCACGUUCGUAUGAACAAACAUAGUGAUAAUGAUUCAAAUAUCAUUAAAAAAAAUGUUUAUUGUUCCUAACAACAAAAAGAGAAUAUUAUUUUAUUGUGAAUAAGUGCUAAGUUUAGAUAGGUACGUGGUGUACAAACAUUGUAACAGGAAUAAAAAGAACUGGUCAAAGUGCGAUAAGUUUUGAUAGCAUUUCAAAGAUACUUUUAAAAAAUUAUACGAUAAUGGCUGCGGUACCAAAAAUUACAAGAGGUGCUAAAAGGCUUCUGUUAUCAAGAAGUUAUUCAACUCUUUCUCCUCUCUGGAAACCAGAUCAUGUUGUUACUUCGCCGUAUAAAGACGUGGUCAUCCCUGACUGGACUAUGAAUGAACAUGUUUGGAUGAACAGCGGCAAGUGGGCAAAUAAAACUGCUUUGAUAUGUGGUGUCACCAACCGCUCAUACACAUACAACCAACUCUACAAGUACUCCAGGACCUUCGCUGCCAACCUUCGUACCAAGUUGAAGGUCAGAACCGGCGAUGUCAUUUGUGUUAUGAUGCAUAACUCCCCUGAAUACGGUGUGGUAGUCCUUGGGACCUUCGAAGCUGGAGCUGAGUUGACUACUGUGAACCCUAUUUAUACUGCACACGAACUCCAAAGGCAACUGCUACUAUCGAAACCGAAAAUAGUAAUAGGCUCAACAGAAACUGCUCAUGUGAUCAAAGAAGCUUUUAAACUGACUAAGCAAGAAUUACCACUUAUAGUUGUCAAUAAUAAUAAUAAUGCGUUACCACACGGAACUAUCUCUUUCCACGAAUUGGCAGAAGAAGAAAACGUAGAUUUCAGUGUUUUAAAAAAUGCAGUCAGAACUGCAGAUGAUGUGGCUCUUCUACCCUAUUCUAGUGGAACAACUGGCUUACCUAAAGGUGUAGAAUUGACUCAUAAAAAUGUUGUAGUCAAUUGUGUUCAGCAAGAUAGUGAAGGUGGCAAAUUGUAUCAGGACACUACGGUUUCUUAUCAAGAUUCGGUAGUAGCAGUAUUACCAUUUUACCACAUAUACGGGUUAUGUAUUUUGAUGCUACACAAACUAUCAGUUGGAGCUAAAAUAGUUACAUUGCCAAGGUUUCAACCAGAAACUUUUCUGUCUUCUUUGAAAAACCAAAAAGUUAGUCUCCUUUAUGCUGCACCUCCAAUGGUCUUAUUUCUUGGCGCUCAUGCUACUACCACGAAAGAGCAUUUGCAGUCGGUGGAUAAAAUUAUGUGCGGAGCAGCGCCAUUGCCGAAAAAGGAUGUAGACAGAGUCUUGGAAAAAAUGAACCCAUCAGCAAACUUUAUACAGUUAUACGGUCUAACAGAAACAUCACCAUUAGUAUCGGCUAUGGCCGUAGGCGCCACGAACUACACUUCAGUUGGUUUUGCCAUGGCUAAUACUGAACUAAAGAUCGUCGAUUCAGAUUUAAAGCAUUUGGGACCAAACAAGGUUGGUGAACUACUAAUAAGAGGACCACAAGUGAUGAAGGGUUACAGAGACAACCAUGAAGCUACUAAGGCGUGCAUCUCAGAAGACGGUUGGUUCAGAUCUGGUGAUUUCGCGUUCUUGGACGAGAGUGGACAAGUUACCAUUGCUGAUAGACUAAAAGAAUUGAUUAAGGUUAAAGGCUACCAGGUGCCUCCAGCGGAACUGGAAAGUGUUCUCAAAGAACAUCCAGCUGUUUUAGAUGCAGGAGUCAUUGGAAUUCCUGAUGCCAGAACUGGAGAAGUUCCUAAAGCUUUCGUUGUCCUCAAAGAAGGACAUAAAGAGAACAAAGAAGAUAUAUUAGACUUUGUAAAAGAAAGAGUUGCAGAUUUCAAAAGGAUUAAGGAUAUAACGUUUAUGGAUAGCUUGCCAAAGAAUCCGUCUGGAAAACUGUUGAGAAGGGUUUUGAAAGAAAAGUAUUGUUAAGAAUUGUGUAUUUAUAGAUAAAACGACAAAUAGAGUACCUACAUGAGAAGAUAAAAAUUGCUAUUAGUAAUAAAUAAUUAUUAUUAGUUUUGACUCACACAGUUGGCUCGACCAAUAAUAGACGGCGAUACAGCUCACCACCUAUCAUGUUGGUCUAACAGAAAGCUCGGCGAGGUGUGGAUAGGUGCUUAGUUCAUCUUGCAAGGGAUGUACUUUUGACUACCUUAAUUAUGAUAUAGUCGUGUGAGUUUAUGUUAUGUUAAUAAAAUAAUUGCUGUUACUCUACAUCCAUCAGCCUAAUUCUUCUGCACUAGUUCUUGCUUCACCAGUAAGUUAGCCACUCGAUAAAAGCCUUUAUUAUUAUUUAAAUUUAUUUAUUUAUUUAUGGAUCACUUACAGCUAUGCACAUUAUCAUCAUUAUUAUUAUGCAGCCUUUAUCUGGAUGUAACAUCUAGAAACUGUCUGAAGCAAUGAUAAAAAUUAAAAAAUAACUGUCAUAAAAUGAUGCUAUCUCUAUGCUUCUCAUCGUCCAACAGAAAGCUCGGUGAGGUGUGGGUAGGCACUUAGUUCAUCUUGUGAUGUACCUUUGGCUAUUUAUCCGAUUACUCUAGGCAUAGAGGCAACCAAUCAGGUCGCGACACCAAACACUUCAGGACCCCGACACCCACUAGGGUCGAUUAAUUAUUUCAAUAUUUUUCCUCUCAGACGACGCCCUGAGCCGAGGAUCGCGCCCUACUGGGCACCCUCAGGCCUGUUGUCUUAAACGUUGUACCGGGUCUUCAGCGCUCUCCAUUUGCCCGGCCAAGUAGUUAAUACCAUCUGCGGCAACUCUGCAAUAAGUCACGUCAAAAAAAAUACCUUUGGUUACCACAACUGGGAUGUAGUCAAGAGCUUGUGUAUCGUUUUGCUGUGUUAAUUAUAAAUUUAUCAGCUAUUUGGACUUGUCGACUGGAAAUGUUCGUCGACAUUAUGUCAAUAAAUGCGUGAACCGUCACUUUUUUUUUUGGCAUGACGCGGUUUGCGUAUUUGCCACCGCCAAAACGAGGAAACAUUUCAUAAAAAUAAAAGGAAUUUAGUGAAACAGGAAUUUAGGAAGAAGGAUCAGAGGAUGGGGAUAUAUAUUAUAAGAUAGGAUUAUAAUUUUAUAUCAUUAACACAGAUAAAUAUGGAUAAGAAUUUAUAUAUAUCAAAGUUAUUAAACUACUUACUAAAGUUUUGCCAUGUUUCAACCUGUGUGAAUAGCAACUGUCAGAAGUUAUUUCAUUUAGAGAAAGAAGUGUUUUCAUUUCAAUAUAACUCCUGCGAUCAACUUGACAUCUCCGACAAGAAAAUAAAUAAAACGAAAAUAAAUUACAAGUAAUAAUGAAAUAAAUAAAUCUUAAAUUAGA